AUGUCCAGAUCAACACUACCAGUUGAUGUAUUCUUUAAAAACUUUCGAUUUCUGAAGAAGACUGUUGUUGUUAAAAAUGAUGAUUAUAAUGCUGCAUAUAAAGCUCUAUCAAAAAUACUGACUACGGAUAAAGUUAAGAAUACAAUCAAAGCUCAAGAAUAUUAUGAAAGACCUACAGUAUGGAGACGCAGAAUAAUGUAUGAACGUUGUAAACGUAUAUAUGAUUCUGAAAUGGCUAGAAAAAUUUCACUUGUAGUACGUACAAAUAGAAUAGAUCCAUGGCCACGUUAA
This is a messenger RNA of Trichobilharzia regenti, 291 nucleotides long. NCBI's taxonomy places the organism in Eukaryota, Metazoa, Platyhelminthes, Trematoda, Strigeidida, Schistosomatidae. The record is from the annotation of a GenBank genome assembly.